AUGGCUCCGCUUCCGCCCACUCUGCUGCCCGCUUUGCUGCGUGCCUUCUACCUCACUGCCUCACUUCUUAUCCUCGUCAUACAGGCCGUUCCUGCACUACGCACCCGAUUUCUAGCCUAUGGUCCCCGUGCCACUACACCGCCCGCCCAGGAGAACCAGGAGCCCUCGGCACUCAGUCGCGCUCUCGACUUUGCUGCCUCGCUGCAAGUCCCCCAUCACUUCUUCAUCCACUUCUACGUCACCUCGGUCGCCUGCUCGCUCCUGUGGGCAUGGCAGAUGCACGUGUGGCAUGCGCAUAGGCAGCAACAGGUGGUUUGGGCGCUCCUGCUGCUUCAGGGUCUGCGGCGCGUGCUCGAGUCACAUGUCUACACCUCAGCCAGCAAGAGCACAAUGUCCGUUGCCCACUGGCUUCUCGGCCUUCUCUUCUACAUCACCAUCAACGCCGCCAUCUGGGUCGAGACACCUGGUAGCGCAUCUGCAAAUGCACUUCUUGUGCCAGGAGUCAUCACAGCCCAAAUGCUGCAGCACUCCUACCACGCCUACCUCUACCGCCUGCGCACAGAGAGUAAAGGCUACCAGCUCCCGUCUCACCCCAUGUUUCCCAAUCUCCUCUGUCCGCACUACACUUGCGAGGUAGUAAUAUAUGCAUUACUAUCACCCAUAGCAGCCCCAGAGGGCAGCUUGAUCAAUUGGACUGUGGCCUGCGGAACCAUAUUCGUCGCUACCAAUCUUGGUGUGACGGCAGUAGGUACCAAGGAAUGGUACAUGGCAAAAUUCGGUGCCGAUAAGCUUCCUAGUAUUGAACUUGCAAACUCGAUACAACUCCCACCGGGAGGUCAAUCUAGUAUAUUCGUUCGGGUGAUGGGCAUUCUCGUGAAUACAUGA
Bipolaris zeicola 26-R-13 is the source of this 885-nucleotide messenger RNA. RefSeq lists its product as uncharacterized. Gene Ontology annotation, molecular function: 3-oxo-5-alpha-steroid 4-dehydrogenase activity. NCBI's taxonomy places the organism in Eukaryota, Fungi, Ascomycota, Dothideomycetes, Pleosporales, Pleosporaceae. The transcript has 3 exons. Bases 1 to 885 code for a protein of 294 amino acids. Gene Ontology annotation, cellular component: endoplasmic reticulum. Gene Ontology annotation, biological process: polyprenol catabolic process; dolichol-linked oligosaccharide biosynthetic process. The record is from RefSeq and is a predicted model, not a curated record.